UACGAUACCGCUGACACUGACAGUACGCAUGCGUUGAAUAACAGCGAGGAAAACAUCAUGGCGGACUAUUUAGGGGAAGAGUCAGCGAAGAAAGUACAAUAUUUUCCCGAAGGAAGUCUUUUAAAUACAAUGACCAUAUCGAUAAUUGACUCUGAGAAGAGGUACACUGAUAUCCUCAAGGAACCUUACACCGUUUACCUCAUCGAAACUAAGUGAGUUAGGGUAACAAGUAAUUUUGCCAUCGUACCCAUUUUUUUACAAGAUUUAUAUUACUCGAUGAAAAUUUGGGUUAACCCAUGGUUGUUAAAAAGAUUUACGGAUUGCUCAAACGCUGCAUAGGUCUUGUUAAACUGAUCCUAGUUUCUCGUUUGAUCAGUCAACGUCAAUAAACGGAUGCAUCGGGGCUUUUCCAAGAGGUCUUUAUUGGGGCAGGGUGACUGGUCAGGGUAAUUUUCACCCCUGCACUAUGAUUUAAAUUCUUUGUGAUUUCAAUGUGUUAAUUAAGUGUAAGAGUCCAUGAAGGCUUUAAUAUUCACAAAGGGGAUUUGCUUCAAGGAAAUCACCAAGUAGAUUUUCUCGGUAAGGUUCAAACUCAGUUAGCUCUCAGCAUGCAGAUUAUUUUUUCACUCAUCACAUCAUUGUAAAUUAAUUUUAGUAUUGUACAUUUGGUGUUUGAUGAAGUAGAUCUCAGCCAGCUCUGAUGAGUUUUUCCAAAGGAGAUCCCAAAAGAUCCAGAUUCCCUCAUGGCUAACUCUUGCUGUCUCCUAUGAAAAAAUUAAUGAGAUGUGUGCAAAGAACUAGAUGUGAAGCUUGGUCAAGACCUCACAAAUUAAUGUAUUUGAUCUCUGGGGAUCAAAGUUUCUCUUUGAAUAGUAAUCAUUAAAAUGUAAAGUAUUGCGAAGGCCCAAGCCUGCAAAACAGCCAUCGUUCAGGAGGGACAUCCGCCCCUGAGUAAAACAUCCCCAGUGGCAAAGAGAGAUGGCUGUUUUGGCAGGCUACUAAGGCCAUUCCAUAGUUGCCCCGAAACUUUUUAAAUAAUUUUAAAAAAUAGUUUACAGUAAGGUUAAUUUUGACAGUUGACAGUAAGGUUAAUUCGUAAUCAUAUUGUAAAGUUAGACAUUUGUCUUGAGUAUAGGAAUAACAUAAAUGUGUUGUCAAUAAAAGUAUAAAACUAUUCUGAUGACUGUUUUCAGGUAUAUUGAUGGAGGUCCUCCAGCCGGGGAACCUGACAUGUCAUCAUCAAUAUGGAGACGAUAUAGUGAAUUUGAGCUGUUAAGAAAUUAUCUUGUUGCAAACUUUCCAGCGGUAAGCAAAUGGAUGGAAAAUGUGUAUAAUAUUACAGUCUACAUGUACCUUUCUUAUAGGUGUGAGCCUAGCUUUAAGUGGAAGUCCCAAAUCAAGAGGCAUCCAGUAAAAAUAAAUUUUUGGUCUAUUUUGUUGUUGUCUUUAUUAGUUGUAAGGGAGUGUGUACCCUAUUCGGGCGUUUGUCGUGGGUGAGCUCCCUAUUCAUUACCGUAGUUUGCUUAUGAACAAUCUUAGCUGUGGGGGACUCCCUACACAUACUUACCCCCAGGUUGGGCUGCACCAGACGUAAAAGGUGUUCCUGCCUUUUGAUCUAAUCUAGUUGUUGUUUAUCAAUCCAGAGUAACCCUCUCAGCUUCUUCACCUUGUACACUUAUUUUUCCUGACUUCAUAAGAUAAUUCUUAUCAGUGAAUUUUGUUGCAAGUUAACAUAUGUGGUUAGGCACUUAUUAUUAUUAUUAUUGUUAUUAUUAUUAUUAUUAUUAUUAUUAUUAUUAUUAUUAUUAUUAUUAUUAUUAUUAUUAUUAUUAUUAUUAUUAAAGACAAAAGCUACAUGUAUGACAUGUAUGUCCUUAAUAAUAAUAGUAACAAUAACAAUAAUGAAGCUAAUUAGCUUGAUCUCUCAUUGUUAAAAGCAUGGAUAGCUUAAACUAUAAUAUGAUUUUGUAAGGUUUAAAAUUCAUUUGAACACAUUUCUUUCAGUUGGUUGUCCCCCCUCUGCCAGAAAAAAGGGUAAGAACAAUAAUAAAUUAUUAUUUUUCAGUAGUCAUAUAACUAUGACAAAACUGUCAUAAACAGGGAUCAUAAUCAUAAUCAGCGAUCUAGAAAUAGAGAAGGGUCAAGCAGGACUUCCCUAGACUCAACAGCUAUAGAUACUUUAUUAUUGGGAUGUACAUAGAAAUUUUUCAUUUUUUAGUUUAUAGACAGUUGUUUAGUAUUGCUCUGUUGAAAACCACCAGACCACCAAGAAGUCUUCUUUUAACUAUAGUUAUACUAAAUUUGUAUUUAAUUUUCAUUUUGAGAAGAGUUUAAUAAAGUAUGUUUUUUGGAAAAAUGACAAAACUGUCUAUUCUGUUUGGCUAUUGGCAGCCCUGAUUUCAGCAUUACAGUCAAGGCAGGUCAUGCGUACCCGCCAAGAUUCUAUGAAUGAAUUGAUCAUUUGAAAAAUGAAGCUGUUAGUCAUUCCCAAGUCAUUCCCAAAUUCCUUUGUCAUUCCCCUAACUGAUGUCAAAUUCAAAGCGGCAUUUCUGCAUGCGUAAUGAGCAGUGAAUAUUUUACGAGAACUUCUCUGUAUUUGGUCAGAUUGAAAAUCUUAGAAUGGAUUAAGUUUCUUAGAAGACGUUUACAUCAAAUUCAGGAAAACUGAGCUGGUAGAAAUUUCAUAACUGCCUCGUGUGUGAAUUCACGGCUUAUUAUGCAUGCAAGAAUGCAGAGAUCAAUCUGAAAUCUACAACUAGCAACCAAUUAAACUGUCGAAUAAUAAAGUCAUUAAUGGAUUCUUGGGGGGUACACUUGACCUAGUUUGAGUGUAAUAAGACAGUAUAAUAGGACAGUACACAUCAUGUCUGAGUAUUAUAAUAUUAUUGUACAGUAAAGGCCAUCACUUGCAAUAAAUGUAGGAUGAAAUUAGUGAGUUUUUUUUUUUUUCAUGUCUAGCAAAAACUCUUGGGGCGUUCAUGUACAAAUUGGUACCUCAAUUUGUUUGUUUUAGUAAUGAUUGAUAGAUUUUUUCCAUUGGUAACAGAACUUUGUAUCAUCUAAUACUGUCUAUAAUCAUACCAGUGAUGAGAACAAAUUGGACUGAUCAAUCACAUGAUUACAGAACAAACAGGACUCCAUGCAGUCUUACUACCUUUUCUGAUUCCAUUAUUUUAACUUUUUUGCCUUAUUAAGUGAAAUAUAUUCCUGUAAAUAUUGCUGUUGUGUUUAUCUCCAGAUUAAAAUUGCAGCAUUGAGAAUAGCAGCAGACAAGUUUGAUCCAGAUUUUAUAGAAAAACGAAAAGCAGCUCUUGAGGUAAGCAUGAGUGGAGUAGAGUUUGUUUGCUGUGUUAUUCGUUAACUUCUUUUUACCAACACCUACAUCCUGCAUAACACAGAUGCUUAUUACUCUGGGAAGGGAGGAGCAUGGCUUUGUCAUUUAGAGUUCAGGUCACUCUACUUACAAUCCUGCAGUUGUGGGUUUGAAACCCACCCUAACCACUGACUGGAUUAGUUUCUCAUUUGUCGCAAGUUUUGAUUCCUCCACCAUAGGGAGCCAGCUGGUCUGCUUCCAGUGUCAGUUUGAUUUAUUUUCAAAUUUUUAUCAGCUUUUUGCAUGUAGCUUGCAGCUUUUUAAUUUUUGGUGAGACCAUCACUCUUGCAUGUUGUUGCGAAGAUGGAUUUGGAUCAUGUCUAAUUCAGUCUGUAAUCACAUUCAUGAUUAAACCAAUAAUAAUUAUUGGUUUAAUCAUGAAUGUGGUCUCCUGCUAUGCAGCUGUCCGAUUUUGUUAAUGGCUCAUAAUUACAAACUGAAUUGGACUCCACUCAUUCCUAUUACCAUUAUUCAUUUUACUGGUUUUUUGUUGUAGAGUUUUCUCUUAAGAUGUGCUGCACAUCCACAGUUAUCAAUGGAUCUCACAUUCAUUGGAUUUUUUAACCAGGUACUUUUCCUCUGAUUUAUUAUUCAGAGAGGAGUCUACAUAGUACAGUUACAGUCUUUUCCAUAUGCAACUUCCUCUUUUCCCAUAAUGCACCUUAUUUGCCCCCCAAAAUUUUGCGUAAACGUUGUUUUCAAUUUCUCUUGGGACGGCUGUAAUACCCAGGAGAAUAAAAAACAAAGGUUAUGCAAAAUUUGGGGGCAAAUAAGGUGCAUUAUGGAAAAUGUGGAAGUGGCGUAAAGCCAACCUACCUCACAUUGUGUGGAAAAGUUAGUUAUUGUUGUUCACCAAGUACCAUUUCAAGUAUGGUACGUAAGCAACUAUCUCUGCUCACUUGCAAUAUAUUAUUGCUGCCUCACGGGGCCCCUGAUGACAUAUGUAAUAAACUAGAGGUAAUCAUUGAUUACGGAUCUGCGUUCGUCACUUACGGAAAAAUCACGAAAAUGAAAUCAAGUCGAAAGGAGUCCAGUUUCCCGGCCAAGGUGCCCCUGAUAAUAUUAAUAGGGGGGGCUAAUUUGCAGUCGCCCCUGACAGCUCGAAAAUUUCUACUUUAGUGCCACAGGAACACCAGAUUAGGAUGCGUUCUGACGAACGCAAUUAUUUUUCUGCAAGACAUAAAGAUGGAUAAUACUAAUUAAAAAUUAUUAUUAAGUUAUGUGUAAAAUUUAAGGAAAAAGCUCAAUAAAAAAUUAAUGAUACAGAAUUAUAUUAGAGCUAUGUUUUGAAGUAAAGAAAUCAAACUGGUAACUGUUCAGGACUUUUUAAAGAAGAAAACACAAUGGCCAAUCCUGAAAAGUCUAAGAGGGCAAGGAUAAACAAAAUUGAAAGGUUUCAUUCAAACAAUAGACCUUUCCCGCGUUCCUGUAAACAAAGGCACGAAGCGGAGGCUCGUGUGGACAAAAUACAGUGAUUUGUAUGUAAUAGUGCACCCGAGCCUUGUCCUCAUUUUUUUAUGUUUGCUCACUGGAGCAGAAUGCGGGAAAGGUCUAUUGAAUGUUUAAAUUAUGAUAUUUGAGUAAUUUGCACCUUUUGUUUAUAGGAGGAAGGUUGGAAAGAAGCUGUGCAAGCAACAAAUUACCAAAGCAAGGUCUAUAAUAUUAUUAAUCUCUUUUUUUGUUUCCCCAUUAAUGAAGUGCAAUGUAUGCAAGGUUUCCAAUAAAAAAUCUUUUGAUACUUUUGUCAUUUCUUUCAGGUUGACUCCAGGCUUAAAAGUUGGAGUGCUUCAGCCAAAGAACCAGAUANUUAGUUAUUGUUGUUUACCAUGCUGCUAGCAUACUAUGAUAAUAUAAUUUUUUAUAUUAUUAAUAGCAAAAAACCCUUUUGUUUAGGGCAAGUACUAUUUCUUGUAUGGUACGUAAGCAACUAUCUCUGCUCACUUGCAAUAUAUUAUUGCUGCCUCAUGGGGCCCCUGGUGCCAUAUGUAAUAAACUAGAGGUAAUGAUUGAUUACGGAUCUGCGUUUAUCAUUUAUGGAAAAAUUACGGAAUCAAAAUCAAGUCAAAGGAGUCAAGUUUCUCGGCCGAGGUGCCCCUGAUGAAAUUAAUAGGGAAGGCUAAUUUGCAGUCACCCGUGAUAGCUCUAAGAUUUCUCCGUUAGUGCCACAGGAACACCAGAUUAGGAUGCGGUCUGAUGAACACAGUUAUUUUUCUGAAAGACAUAAAGAUGGAUAAUAAUAAUUAAGAAUUAUUAUUGAGUGUAAAAUUUAAGGAAAAAGCUCAAUAAAAAAUUAAUGAUACAGAAUUAUAUUAGAGCUAUGUUUUGAAGUAAAGAAAUCAAACUGGUCGCUGUUCAGGACUUUUUAAAGAAGAAAACACAAUGGCCAAUCCUGAAAAGUUCAAGAGGGCAAGGAUAAACAAAAUUGAAAGGUUUCAUUCAAACUAUAGACCUUUCCCCGCGUUCCUGUAAACAAAGGCAUGAAGUCGAGGCUCGGGUGGACAAAAUACAGUGAUUUGUAUGUAAUUGUCCACCUGACCAUUGUCCUCAUUUUUUUAUGUUUGCUCACUGGAGCAGAAUGCAGGAAAGGUCUAUUGAAUGGUUAAAUUAUGAUAUAUGAGUAAAUUGCACCUUUUUUUAUAGGAGGAAGGUUGGAAAGAAGCUGUGCAAGCAACAAAUUACCAAAGCAAGGUCUAUAAUUAAUCGCUCUUUUUGUUUCCCCAUUAAUGAAGUGCAAUGUAUGCAAGGUUUCCAAUAAAAAAUCUUUUGAUACUUUUGUCAUUUCUUUCAGGUUGACUCCAGGCUUAAAAGUUGGAGUGCUUCAGCCAAAGAACCAGAUAGGUAGCACUGCCAUAAGUUAAUUUCUAGGAAGGAUGCAGCCAAAUAGUACAUGUUUAUCCCAUGUUCAACCCAGAACAUCAUUUAUCUGAACAAAUAUAUUUUGUAUUGUUAUGUUAGUCUCACAAGAGUAUGUGUGCCAUGUUACAUGUGCAUCAUAACUGCAGGUCUGUAGUAUUUAAGAAGUGCUUGAAAGGUGUCUCUAGGGGGGGUGGGGGGGGGGCUAAAAGACUAUUUAAGGUUUGUUAAGUUACGCAAGGGCUGUUCGAUUCAAAUUCGAGGCAUCUGUCAUCCCUGAUUUUAUUUUUUAUUUUGUUGACCUUCUGUUGUAGUCUUCCCUGAGACUGUAAUGCUGUAACACUGGCUCCAUAAAUGAACAUGAUGCCCACUCCUAUUUCUGUGUUUUGGGAUUAUUUAGAUUAGUUACAAAGCUUUUUAUAAUCGUUUCAGUGUGAUUAGAGUAUAAAUAUUUUGAAGAACAUGGAACAAAAUACCUUUGGAUUCUAAGAAAAGACUUGUAAUGGACAGAAUAAUGAUUUAUCUGCCAUCUCUGUAAAUUUGGUAGGAACAGAUUUUUGGCUUGAAAGCAUUCUUCUUUGGUGCAACACCUGUUUUUUUCCUUCUUUCUUAUAGUUUUGUUUUAAUUUAUGUAGUAUUUCUUCCCAGGAGAUUUGAAGACAUGAAGCAUUAUGCUGAAAAUUUAGGCACCAAUGUAGCAGCCAUGAUCAAAGUUCGACAGGUAACAGCAUUAGCUAAAUUUUUUGAAGCAGGGUUUACUGGUUUUCACCAACUCGUUUACUAAUAAGUGUUGUUGUUUCUUUCUUGUUCAAAGCACAUUGCUGAUAUAGUAUAUUCUAUUCACAAACAACAUGCUAACUAUGGCAAAGUCUUCAGGUAACUUCCAUAAAUAUCUUCCGCUAAUAAUGCUGUUUUUUCAUACCCCUGUCAUUGUCAUACAAGGACAAAAAACAGGGCAACGAUAAUUUUUGAACAGAGGUGAACAUUAAUAAGUUGCCUUUCUUAUUCCAAAUAUUAAUGUUUGUUCAGUUUCUGUAAAUCCUCUAAGUUUUAGUUUACAGUUCAAAGUUACUUGAAAAUUGCUGUUUUUGGAGAAAACAAAAGCAUAUUGUAUAUAAAGAUAGACAUUUAAAGGACAAUACCCAAAUUCAGAUAAUCUCUAAUCUCCUUUGGAAGCUAGUGCCUGGAUAUAGGCACUGAUACUCUUGUAAAGCAAACUGACUAGGUUGUUGAAAUAAUGUCUUUAACAGUGAGUGGAGUUCAUUGGAGAAGGAGAUGGGUGAUGGAUUGCAGAAGUCAGGUCACUAUAUGGACAGGUCAGAUGCUACAUGUGGUUAACCAUAAGGAAAAUGUAGUUUAUACACUGUUCCUUGCUCAAAGAAAACCACUCAAAAACAGACGUGAAAAGCUGGUCCUGGCUUUAAAUGUCACAUUGCUUGUUUUAAAUCUUUAACUAAACUGGCCACUGUUAUUUUUUGUAGAAUAUUUUUGUGGACUAUCAAUUCAACUUUUCAUUUCUCAUGCAGCUUCAACCAUGAUUAUUUUUUGACUGUAAGUAGUCUCUCUUUUGCUUGAAAAUCUGUAAGUGAGAGUAUUGGGGCAGCAAAGUCACACAAGUUGCAAGGGUGCUAGUUAUGAAGACGUGAAUAUUGGUGAGUGAUUUCUACCAGAAUUGUCAAGCAAUUUCAAGAUUUUCUGAUUCAUCGUGAAGGCUAAAUUAAUGGUGGAGGCUAAAUCGUGAGAGUGUGAGUUGACAGCCCAAACCGUGAGAGUUGGAAGGUCCGUCAUGUAGGUCAUUAAUAAAGGUCCUCCCUGUUUACUCCUUUCCCCAAUCCAAAGCUCAAAAUAUAAAAUUCUUGAUGACUGUAUGUGUUAUAUACUUUUGUAACCAUUUACCUUGGGUUCGUUUUGAUGUGAAACAGACUUGCAGCAUCUGUUGACGAGGUACUUGAAGAUGAUGAUAUGAGCUUUUCAGAGCAGCUAAGGGAAUAUCUGCACUUUGCUGAUGUUUUAAAGUAAGUAUAUUAAAGUAAAGUGAGUAGCUAACCACAGCUGAACAGAAAAAUAUUGAUUAUUUUCCACAAAAAAAUAUCACAUCAUUUAUAAUAAAAUAUAAAUAAAAUGACAUAAUGUGCUAAAGAUGGGUAAGUUUAAGUCGCUGUUUUAGGUUUGAAGUACAUUUUCAAUGAACUAUGAGGGCUCAGAGAUUUAUUCAACAGGAAAUAGCAGUAACAGUUACUGUGGGAAUUACCCCAGAUGCAUUUGGGUUCUAGUCAUUGUUUUAAUAAGUAUUAUUUUUAUUGUGUGUUUUCAAGGGGAGUUGCCCAUAGACAGCAGCUUCGUCAGUAUGAUGCAGAAAAGGCGGAGGACAAUUUAUCUACAAAGAAGACGCAAAGAGAUGACAUGAUUGCUCAAAAGGUCAUUGCGCUAACAUAACUAGUAGUAGUAGUAGUUAGUUUCCAUAGCAACCACUUGUAAUUUAAUGAGUAUUUGCUUUGACACUGAAAUUGUUACCACUGACUGCGGGGUCACGAAUAAGGAUCUAUGCAGAGGAGUUUACUGGACACUACAGGUGUACAUUGAAGUGACAAAGACUGUAAAUAAUAAUAAUAGCUAUUGUUAUUAUUAGAUUAAACAGAACUCACAAAUCUGGAUCCUGCCAAUAAAACCAACCUAGAAAAGGCUCUGCUAUAUUCAGGCUCAAGAAAUAUUACCAGGGCUGUCACUAAGAGUCAGGGGCUGGGGAUUUCCCCUUACUGCCACCCCUGGCUACUUUCAUAGGCAACAGAAGAAAAAUAGAACCAAAAGAAUUUUGCAGUUGUACAUUCAAUUCCUCACCUAAUAAUAAUAAAUUACACAUAUAUGGCAACUUGAAAUCUUAAUGAGAGCCCUGGAUUGCCAGGCACGGGUCUAGGAUGAAUACUGACCAAUUUCCUGAAUGAGUGCCAAAGGCACAAGCUUGUAGUGGGGUCUAGGGGCAUGUAUCCCAGGAAAUUUUUUAGAUUUUAACUACUUAAAGUCCCUUUCCUCCAAACUAUUCUCCAGAUUCAACUUUUUUUUUGUUAUUAAAAAUAUAUUUAUAAUGAAAAAUAAGACUGAUUCCCGUAAACGGUGGAAACCGGUGUGGAUCCAUGCCUGAUCACUUUCUGAGGCGGUCCCCAAAUUAUUCACCAGUAAUCUGGGCUCAGCUCCUCCUAAGAUGGUUAAGUUUAACCCAAGAUUAAGUAAGAACAUGCAACCCAAGCUCCUUUACUCUGAGAUUCAGUAAUGAUAACACAAAAUAUUACUCUGGGCAAUGCAUUAUUAGAAAGUAAAUACAAAAAGUGAAAAUAAUUUUAAUCCUGGAUUAGCGCUGAUCCGCCAUUCAGGAACUGGGCCCAGGGUCACCAGCUCCCAAUGGUACAAGAAUCAUAUAGAUUGCCUUCUUUUGUCUCAUGUUUGUUUUUCUGCAGGAAGCAAUAGAGAGUGGACAAGCCCCACCCAAAUCAAGUGGUUUUUCAUUCAAGGGAUUGUCAUCCAUGAUAUUUGGAGCUGAGUCUCCUGAAGUAUUAGGAACCAAAAUUAGCAACUUGGAAGAACAAAUUAGUGAUGCUGAGGAGGUUGUCAAGACAACAAAAGAAGAUCUUAGGUGCGAUACUGUAAUUUUGCUGAUGGAUGUCAAGAGCAAAUGUGAAAAAAUUAAUACAUUUUUUACCUCUUGCAAAAUACAUUGUAUAGCGUUACUCAAGCUGAUGUCACCUACUGAUAUUUAUGUGCCAACCAGAAGCACAUAGGUUCUUGUAACAAAAAAUUAUUUCAUUUCACUUGUUACAAAUUUGAAUAACAAAAAAACAAUGUUUGUAAACACUGAUGUCUCCUAUAAGAAAACCAAUAUCUCCGCUGGAAAGUACAUGCUCUGAAAAUUUAAGUCAGUAGGCACAUUGUAAACUUGGCAGCAUAUAGAACAGGACCGAUCAUUAGUAUCAUUUCAUUCAGUGCUGUGACUUGAGGAAAUUUUUUAUAAACUUUACAUAAGGAGGUCGGCAAAAUGGUGAUUCCCUUGUCUUCUCAUCAUUCUCUCAUCAAGCUAUACAAAUAGAAACUGUGAUUGAUGAUAGAUCAAAACAUAAUUAGCUGUGUAUGAUAAUUUAAGCCUGAUUGGUCAAAUUGUCUGCAGAAAUUCUGCUUCUAAAAGAAGAAAUGUUACAAAGAAUGCAUGUCUCAGAAGAGUCUCUGUGAAUGGCCACCAAGCAAUGCCGUAGUUUCUAAAAGCUGAUCUUUCCAAAAAUAAUGUUUCCGACAAGAAGUUUCUAUAAGGUUACUUGGGCAAACCAGGUCUUGCAUCUGUUGAAUUUAUUUUGUAAACCAUAGAAUCUGUAUUAAGGAGACGCCUGAGAAAUGUGUGUCUGCUAAAUACAGGUUCGUUUUACAAAAAACAUGGGAAUUCAAGUGUAUCUUGGUAACUGUUUUUGAGUUAAUUUUGUUUGUCAUUUAGAGUUUUUAAUGAGGAAGCUGUCAAAGACUAUGAACGCUUCAGGAAACAGGAAGUCCGUGAUUUAAGAGGAGUGUUGGCAGCACACAUCAAGGCUCAAAUAGCUCUAUGUAAAUUGGUAUGUUGCAUUUGUUUUUGGUAA
Porites evermanni is the source of this 10839-nucleotide messenger RNA. The record is from the annotation of a GenBank genome assembly. Lineage: Eukaryota; Metazoa; Cnidaria; Anthozoa; Scleractinia; Poritidae.